UUAAAGCGCGUGGCUGGUUCAGUGUGCACGUCAUACGCUCGCCGCUGGCGCUUCAAUUUAGUUUGUAUUCAGCGCACAUACAACUCCUACCGAAAAGGCAUGGCGUCCGUCACUUUAGGACAGCACCCUGCUCAACACCACCUCGACCCGGAUCAGCAACUUCUCCACAAACUGAAGUCGAGCGACAGAAAGAAAUUCUCGCGUAAAUGGUCGCUGGAGAAGAUCAUGCGAAACAGAGCGAGUGAUAUGGACAGCGCGAGAGCCGCAGUCUCAGCAUCGCUCGUGUUAUUCAAUCACGAGCCGCCUUCAGCAUCACACAACCGAGGCAGUAAUGCCGGUUCGCCACGUAGUAGCAUGAACGGAUCUAUUGUGGACAUGAACCGAGAGAACGCUAACAAUAAUAACGGAAUAUUUCGCAGACACAGCGCCGGGAGCCGGAGAAGCUCCGUGAAGGACACAGCAAAGACCCACGCGUCUUCAUCACCACAAGAAGUUCGCAAUUCGUCAAACUUCAGCUGCCCGCCAGACGAACUGGAGGGACUGCAGAUCGAUAGGCUGACACAGGCAAAGUCAGGAGUAGUGAAGAUGAGAAACGAGCCUCUGAGGAUGGAGGCAUGGUCCAUCUUCACCCAGAGAGACCCGAGGGUGAAGGCGGAGACGGGAGAGGGCCACAUCUUCACCUCCAGGAGUCUGAGCCAGGACUGGUGCGACGCCUGCAGCCGUCAGAUCAGCAGCACUGCACUCAAGUGUCAAAACUGCAGCUACACAUGUCAUUUGGAGUGUCAGGGGCUUGUUCAGCUGGACUGCAACCAACUAGACCAGCGGACAGAGGACACGUCUACUCCCACUUCACAGAGGCCCAGUGCCAAAGACCCUCAGGAGACGAGUGUCACGAAAGAGGAAGAGGAAGACAAGCCAACAUCCCUCACAGAAGAAGAAAUUAAAGCAAAAAUAGAUGACUACAACUCCAAAGUUACAGAGAAUGGAAUGAAAUUAAGCUCAGAUGGCACAUACACUGGUUUCAUAAAGGUUCACUUGAAGUUGCGCAGGCCCGUGACUGUACUUUCUGUGGACGGGAAGUUACCAGGAACGUGUUCCUCUUCUGAUAGUUCAGAUAACCGUGCAUCCUUUUACCUGCCCAGCGAUGCCGUUAAGCAGCUACACAUCAGCAGUACCACCACGGUCAGUGAGGUCAUCCAGGGCCUGCUCAAGAAGUUCAUGGUGCAGGAUAACCCACGCAAGUUUGCCCUCUACAGCCAGACCCGUCGAGACAGCCAGGAUCUUUUCCAGAAGUUGCCAUUAUCAGACUGCCCACUAUACUUGAGGCUGUUAGCAGGGCCUGAUCUAGAGAACUUGACGUUUGUACUCAAGGAAAACGAGACUGGUGAAGUGGAGUGGCAUGCAUUCUCAGUCCCGGAGCUGCAGAACUUCCUCAUCAUCCUGGAGAAGGAGGAGAAGGAGCGUAUGCGGCAGGUGGAGCAGCGUUACGCUGCCUACAGGGAGAAGUUGCUACAGGCUCUAUGUAAGGUCGAGGGCAAGCCGGGCUAAUAUAGGACACCGAACCUCCUUCACCCCAGUGAGCCAACGCCGGGCCAGCCUGGAGGACCAGUAGCCCAACAGACGAACUCACAAAACCUCCACUCAGGACUUUGUACAAGCUCUCAGCAUGGCUCUAUGACCUUUAACCCCCAAAGAUGGGCAAAAGGAUCGAGACAUGACUAAGACGAAGAGGAGGUUGGAACUGAAAGAUUAUACUUCAAGAAUAAUCCUUCUCUCUGGAAAUGGCACACUGUUGAAUGCCCAGGAGUCUGUUUCUGGCAGUCAUGCUUUUUGAUAUUUGAAUGGGUUUCAUUUCAGUUUCUCUUUUACAUCGACCCUGUCUGUCCGUGUCUUUUUAUAUGCUGCUGCUAUUGCUGCUACUGCAAGUGUUACUUAAAGCAUGACUUUCCCUUACGUCUCUCUGCUUGUGUCUACCGCAUGUCCUCUAUCAGGGAAUAUCUAUAUGAAAGAGGGAAGUAAAAAAAAAAAGCACUUCCUGUCCAAAAAGAAAGUCGGGAGACUUAAGUUAUAGAAACUACGAUGCCUGCAAGAUAUCAGAGGACAAAUAGUAACCUUGUCCAUAUAUCAAAUUACACAGUUUAUAAACAAUUAUAACAUGCUACUGUAAAAAAAAAACUAUGAAUUAUAGUUGUUUAUACUGGAGAUUUUCUUAAUAUAACUGCAGUUGUACUGUAUUAGUGAUAAUGUUUCACCCUACAGCUCACAGAGUCUCUUUCUUUCUAUUUAAAUUAUCAAAAUGGCUGCACAUUUCUAUAAAAACGCUGUCAUAAAACCCACUGACCACUGCAUCUAUAUAAAAAAAAGAGUUUGAAUAGACCUGGGCUGCUGAAGCUGCUCAGACGCAGACAUUUUGAGCUCCUCGAGAAAUGUGAAAUGGCUGAAUGGCCCCUCAUCCAUUCAGGUGUCCCAUGAUAGCUUUUAAAAACACUCAGCACUGACAAAUCACCUCAGUCUCUCAAGUGUGCUGCUAGUUCUUAAUGUGCAGGGAGCAUCGGUGGAUGUGAGGAUUGUGGGUUGUGGUUAUCCGGUAAGCUUUUCUGAAUCACUUCAGCUUAAUACACAAGGUCAUGUUAGAUUAAAGGCCAUCUCCUAGAUCAGCACUCUGAAAAGCUCCAAACCACAAAGAUCUCAAUCUGUAUUACACCAAAGGAAAACAGAACAAGUUCCCUAUUUUGUAAUUACAAAGCUUUUUGCAAGGCAAUAUAGGGAUCUUCCUGCUAAUGUAAAGUGGAGUCAGGAUGUCUGUGAUUUGCACAACAGCCCACUGAGUGGUCAGCCAGUAUGUAGAGUAGUCAAUAUUAUUUUAUACAGGGGACAUGAGAUGGAUUUAACAACUUGCCCUCUUUUUGUUUGCUUUGAAAAUCUGCAUUUAAAAGGUUUUUUUUUUUUUUUUUUUUUUUUAUGUGCAUACUUUGGUCUGCAAAAUUAUGAAGGUGCAUGUGAAUUGAAUGUGUUUUUGACACUGGGGGAGUUUUAUUAUUUGUGAACAGCAUUCGAAAGCACUGAAGCAGUAUUCCAUAUUUGGUGGUGGAAUAACUGUCAGCAUUUCAAUUUGAUGUUCCAGGCACUGAUAUAUCAUUUCUCAUCUCCCUUAAAAGCACAUUUAAGUCCCAAUCUCUUAAAGAACCACGGGUUGUAAUUUUUGACCAGUAUGUUAGUAGUGAUGGCACUUUAGAGUCGUUUCUAUUUGGAUCACUGUGCCCAUGUGCUCGGCCUGUAUAUUUUGAUCUUGUAUGGGUACACGUCCUGGUGGACUGAAAGUCUCACUUCUACCCUUAAGCAAGCGGAAGGGCAGUGCCUUUAGUCUCUGUGUAGCUUAUCUUGACUGUGUACUGUACAUAUGCUCUAGAUGUCUGGCCCUAUAACUCCACUUUGAGAGAUUUCACACACAUUUAGUGGCAGUAGCCAGGUGCUUUCAAUGUCAGUCAUUAAGUCCAUGUGGGACUUUUUGGGACUAGCGUUUAAAAUGUUGAGUGUGUGUGUGUGUGUGUGCGUGUGUGUGCGCGUUUAAUUUAUUUUUUUGGCUCAGUUUCAGUGUGUGUAAACUUGAAUAUGUGGACAAAUCAGUACUAUCGGGCAAUCUUUUUUGUUGUUUCAGAGUAUUAAAUGUUUAAAAUGUCUAUAAAACUGUAAAUAUACUCAAGAAUUAAAUAAAAGGUCACCCUUUCAUGGAAA
Molecule: messenger RNA, 3735 nt
Organism: Ctenopharyngodon idella (grass carp)
Lineage: Eukaryota; Metazoa; Chordata; Actinopteri; Cypriniformes; Xenocyprididae
Gene: rassf5
Product: Ras association domain family member 5
Exons: 6
Coding region: 100-1548 (482 amino acids)
Biological process (GO): signal transduction
Cellular component (GO): nucleus
Source: RefSeq, a predicted model, not a curated record